GCAUUGCGCACGUCGCGCACACACAAAAAUACACGCGCACGGAAAAGGACGAUCGCACACCCUGUACUUUGCCACAUGUUCCUCAUUUUGCCAAGAAAAAUCAACAUUCCAAAAUAAGUUUUCAAAGGGAUACCAUGGCUAGUAACGAAGUUGAUGACGUGAAGAAGGACGCUGAAGUCAGCGGUGAAGCAGACACUGUUGACGCCAGUAAUCGGAAGAUUUACUUCGGUAAUCUUCCCUUCUCAACGACGGCCGAGCAGCUCGAGAGUUGGGUGUUGGAAGGCAUCUCUGAGCCCAACAACAAAGAUGUCAAGGGGGAGAUUGCAAUGGACGGCAUCGGACGGGCACGGGGAUUUGGGUACAUCGACGCCCCGGAAGACUUGAAGGAGGAAAUCUUGAAACUGCACGGCCAGUCUCUCGACGGCAGGAAACUGCGAGUACAAGUCGCCCGCGACGCCAGCUCAAAAGCCAGGUGGAGCGGAGACAACAAGGGCGUGCAGGGCAAUAGGAGGCGUUUCCCCCGCCCCAUUGCCAGCAAGCUGCUGGCCACGCCCUCCCACACGUACACCUUGAUUGACGUCGGCGCCAACCUGAUGCACAAGACCUUCGGCCGGGCGGGCCUGCCCAGCCGCAGUCGGACGAACGCCGUCAAGAGAGCUCGGUCCAUGGGGGUAGAAACGAUCAUCGUGACGGGCACGUCAGUUGUUUCAACGAUGAAUGCGCAGGAUCUAGUAGACGACUUUACCGGGACCUUGUUUUUCACAGCAGGUGUGCACCCGCACAGUGCCAAGAGUUGGGAUGUCACAAGCGCGGAGAAACUAGAGAAACUAGCUGAAGACCCAGCCUGCGUGGCCAUCGGCGAGACCGGUCUAGACUUCAAACGCAACUUCUCAGAACCCGAGGAGCAAGAAGAAGUGUUUGAGAAACAGGUGCAACUUGCCUGCCGUCUGAAGAAGCCUCUGUUCAUCCACGAGAGAGAAGCGCACACCAAGCUGAUGGAGAUUCUGAUGAAGUACGAGGAGCAACUCCCAGAGUGUGUCAUUCACUGCUUCACAGGCACAGAGGAGGAACUGCAGGUCUACAUUGAAAAGGGCUUCUGGAUUGGACUGACAGGCUUCAUCUGCCAGAGUGACAACAACAUCCCGCAACUUCUCAAAUCGGGCAGCCUGCCCCUGGACAGAGUCCUGCUAGAGAGCAACUCCCCCUUCAUGGAGCCCCGCCUCAACAAGGAGAUGGAGGUCUGGGACUCUCUCAAGAACAUCCUCGAGUGCCUGCCCCCCUUGGCAUCCUGGAGCCCGUUCCCCCGCAACGAGCCCGCCAAGUUGCCCGUAGUGUGUGAGAUCGUGGCCCACUAUCUCGGGCUGGAAGCCGGGGAGGUUGCCGACAAGACGUCGGAGAAUGCGCGCAAGAUCUUCGGGAUAGAAAAAGAGUAGCGACAAAGGUUCUGUUUAAGUUGCACCUUUUCAGCUUUUCCUUUUUUUUAAUUUACACGUGGAAUGUUAAGAAAUUUGCAGAAAAUAUGAAUAUUUGAAAUUGAAGGACAGCUGUUGUAAAUGUUCAUUUUAGUUUUUGUUUUUUUUAUAUUUUUUAUUCCAAGAAGUGCAUUGGAAGCUUAAAGCAAUGUUCAGUUUUAUUUGUUAUAUCUUUGUUUUCUUUCGGAUUUUUAUGGUUACUUUCUUUGAGAUGAUUUCGUUAUUCAUGUGGCAUAGCCAUGUCGUAUCUCUCUUGAUCGUUCAAAAUCAAACAAGUAGUUUCAGGGGACAUUAUUGACACAUAAUACACACAACAAAAGAGCUGACUAGUGAAGUUGCACUGACGUCUUGCUGCAUCUGUUAUGUUGCUGGAAGAAGUUUGAGAGGUUGGUUCGGAACGACAGUGAAAUGUUUUGAAUGCGUGCCGGGCGUGCCUUACACAACCGAUACAAAUUUAUCCUAGAUGUUGUUCCUGACAGGUUCGUGGGUGAUAUAAGUUGGUCCUGUUAACGCCCUCUCGCAGCGGCGGCGAUGGGUUAUCGCAGUGGCGGGUUAUCGCAUAUCAAACCAUAACAACGUCUAGCCCCUACUAAGUGGAUGUAGGACUUGUACCAAAUACUCUGUGAAAUCAUUCCGCCUGAAAUGGUAUCAGUUGGAAGAAACCAAUCAUUGAAGGUGGUUUAAGAAAGUGAGCCCGCCAUUUUUUUUUUUAUGUGCAUUAAAAACAGAAUCCAGUAACAAGACCCCAAAAUGGUGCAUAUAUGCUUUCUCUGUUAUCUCAAAAUGUAUAGUAUCCACUGAGCUGAAACUUCAAUAAAUAUGUUGUCACGCACCCUUCUUGAUAAUUUGAGCAACUUUGUUGCUUCAGAUAACAAAACAGCACAAAAGCAGAAUCUGCCGAUAUGUGUCUACACAAGUGGUGGUUUUCUGGAGGAUUUAGGGAGACUGCAAGCAAAGAGUGAAGAGAUUUUUUGUGAAAACUACCUGUCCAAUAAUAGUGUUUUUCAUUCUGCUGUGCGGGUGCGCAAGCAGAGUAUUACAGAACUGAGUUCUGAUUCUUUCGGUUCUACAAAAAUGCAUUCAGUUGCGGUAUCUACACAUAACCCCCUCCAAAAAAAAGGGACACAUUCAUUAAGUGAAUUCAGUUUAAUAUCUUCAUGGUAGAGAUACUUCUUUUCCCUUCUUUUUUUUUGAUAACCCUACGGAAGCAUAGAAAGACCACAAGCAAUACAAAUUUUCAAAAUAUGUAUCUUGGCACGGCAAAUUAAUAUCUCGCUGCAGCAUUUUAGUAUCAUAGCGCGACAAGCAAGGGAGAGAUAUUAAAUCGCAGUGGCAAGAUACUAUGUCUCUGCGGCGAGAUGGUAUGUGGCCGCAGCGUGGCGAGUUACUGUUUCCAAGCUACCCUACUGUUUCCGAGAUAGUGUCUCGCUGCGGCAAUAUAACUCGCCGCAACAAGGUCGAGAUAUUAACUCGCCGUGGCCUCUAUAUCCUUCCGUACCUGAAGAUAUUUCCAAUUCGUAAGAUUUCUUUGCUGUUUUGUUAACGUGUUUUCUUCGUGCUGUUAUAAAAUAACAGAUUUUAGUUCAUGCUCAUCCCAAAACUCAAAAAGAGUCAUUUUCUACAAAGUUGUUGCAGUUUUGGAAGAAGGAAGGAAAUAUAUAUUAAAAAAAAAUAUACAUAUAGUAAAUGAUACUUUUUUUUUCAAUACAAUGUAUAAGCAAAUCUCUGAGUGGUUGGUCUAUGCAUUAUUUUUACAGGAAAAAAAAGCAAUUUUCAAAGGUGUUCAAUGUUGGUUUGCCUGAUUAAUUGUUCUUGUAUGCAGCUGAUGUGUUCAUACACGAAGAGUUGUUAUACAGGGUGGAUAAAAAAAA
Patiria miniata (bat star) is the source of this 3343-nucleotide messenger RNA. Its product is annotated as 3'-5' ssDNA/RNA exonuclease TatD-like. Lineage: Eukaryota; Metazoa; Echinodermata; Asteroidea; Valvatida; Asterinidae. Gene Ontology annotation, cellular component: cytosol. The record is from RefSeq and is a predicted model, not a curated record. The transcript is spliced from 7 exons. Bases 135 to 1433 code for a protein of 432 amino acids. Gene Ontology annotation, molecular function: RNA binding; single-stranded DNA 3'-5' DNA exonuclease activity.